UCUCUUCUCUCCCCCAAGUGUCUUUACGUUUUAAGCGGAGGCGCACCCACCUCACACUUGCGUUUCGGAGGACUUGGAUCUCGACAUGGCGGAGAUCUGUUGCGACGUCGCGGGCAAGGCGGAGCCGCCGGUUGCCCCCUGCGAGCCUAGUACCCGCGCGGUCAGGCGCCGCCGGAUGGUGAUCCGGCGGUUCAAGUUCGUUGCUGGCGUGGAGGCGGUGGAUCCGGCGGAAGAGGCGCGCCGGAAGAGGCAGCGGUUGGGUUGCUCAGCCUCGUUGCCCGCCUUGGUGCCCCUGGAUUUGGAGAACUCGGUAGCCUCGGAAUUGGAGCCCCGGAGAGCUUGCGAGCUGGAGGACGCGGACUUCCGCACCUCGAGGUACGGGGUGAUGUCGGUUUGCGGCCGGAGGAAGGAGAUGGAGGACGCUGUGUCCGUCCUUCCCGAUUUCUCCCGGCGAACAUGUGGGUCCGUCGGUGGGAGCCACCAUUUCUUCGGCGUCUACGACGGCCAUGGUUGCUCCCAUGUGGCGGCGUUAUGCAGUGGUCGGAUGCACGAGUUCGUGGCGGAUGAGAUGUCGAGGCUCGGAUCUGUUCCACCGACUCCGGGGGCUUGGACGGGGCUGAUGGAGCGGAGCUUCUUGCGGAUGGACUCGGCGGCGGCGGAGGCGCUGCAACAAGGAGGCCGGCCAACCCUCUGUUGCCGCUGCGAGCUCCACGCACCGAGGUGCGACAACGUGGGCUCCACCGCCGUCGUCGCCGUCGUGGGGCCCACCCGCAUCGUCGUGGCCAACUGCGGCGACUCCCGCGCCGUCCUCUGCCGCGGUGGCGCCCCCUUGCCCCUUUCCUCUGACCACAAGCCCGACAGGCCGGACGAGCUGAGCCGGAUCGAGGCGGCGGGUGGUCGAGUCAUCUACUGGGAGGGGGCGCGAGUUCUAGGUGUGCUCGCCAUGUCCCGAGCUAUCGGGGAUGGCUAUCUAAAGCCCUACGUGACAUCAGAGCCGGAGGUGACCGUGACGGAAAGGCGCGAUGACGACGAGUUCCUCAUCCUUGGCAGCGACGGGCUGUGGGACGUGGUCACCAACGAGAUGGCGUGCGACGUCGUCCGCACGUGCCUGCGUGCCAAGGCGCCCUUGAAGGAGCCCAUCGGCGAGGAGGUGGUCGGCAGAGAUGGCCGUUGCAGCGAUAGGGCGUGCUCCGACGCAGCGGCCCUGCUGACGAAGCUGGCGCUUGCGAGGCAGAGCGCGGAUAAUGUCAGCGUGGUCGUCGUUGACCUCAGAUAGUGUAGGAGGAGAUGGUAGCAGUAGCAGUUGUGGUAUGUGAAGCCGCGGUGGAGAAGCUUUCACCUCCAGUACUAUGGUAGUUCUUUUUUCUUUUUUUUUUCUUGUUUUAUUAUUUACCACCUCAAGAUCCGAACUAGGAAAACUUGAGGCUGUAAUGUCGAGUGAGGAGGAAAGGGUGGAGACUUAAACGAAGGAUCCAUUGGUAGGAAAAAGGCGAAGGGAAAAUGCCUUUUAAUUUGUAUUUACUGCAAUUAGUGAAUUUAAUAUAUAUAUAUAUAUAU
Molecule: messenger RNA, 1557 nt
Organism: Musa acuminata subsp. malaccensis (wild Malaysian banana)
Lineage: Eukaryota; Viridiplantae; Streptophyta; Magnoliopsida; Zingiberales; Musaceae
Product: probable protein phosphatase 2C 49
Biological process (GO): peptidyl-threonine dephosphorylation
Cellular component (GO): nucleus
Molecular function (GO): cation binding; protein serine/threonine phosphatase activity
Source: RefSeq, a predicted model, not a curated record